UUGAUUGGCGGUUGUGGUGGCGGGAGUACGUAAGUACGUCACGUGAAAAGUCAACUCACGUGACAGUAAAAAAAAUCCAGGAUCAAAAUGGCUGCAACUGGCGACGAAGCCGCAGCUAUGGACAGCAUCUCCAGGGAACCAGCGGCCCACUCGACUGCUUCAAGCCCACCUACAAGCAGUUCUGUUCAGGCGGAACGUUCAGACGAAGUAGCGGAAAAUCUAGUGACUGCUCCCAAAAAGCCCGGUACCAACAGUGAUGGAGGUGUGGAGACUGCAGAGGAGGCUGUGGAACCUGCGGAACCCGAUAUCAACGAGUUGGGCACCGAUAUGUUUGAAAAGAUGGCCAUCUUCCUUCAAGGAGAACUAACAGGUACUUGUGAAGAUUACCGCCUUUUAGAGAACAUGAACAAACUCACAAGUUUGAAAUACAUGGAAAUGAAGGACAUCAGUAUUAACAUCAGCCGCAACCUGCAGGAUCUCAACAACAAAUAUGCUAGCCUACAGCCAUACUUGGACCAAAUAAAUAAGAUUGAAGAGCAAGUAUCAGCACUUGAGCAAGCUGCUUACAAACUGGAUGCAUACUCCAAAAAACUGGAGGCCAGAUUCAAGAAACUGGAGAAGCGAUGAGAAAGAGGAGACGGACUGAGAAUUAUGGUGCCUUCUCACUUCUUUCACCCCAGCCUGCCCUCUGCUCUUGCUGCCACCGGGCACAAGAGCUGCAGGGAGGAUGUGAACUGAGACUAAAACAACAAACACUGAAUCACUUUGAAACCUAAAAAUCACCACAGAGGAAGCAGCUGGACUAAAGCUGCCUGGCACAGUGUUGGGCAAAGAUUUUACUCUGACAGAUAUUCUGUGUACAGUGUGCGUGCGUGCGUGUGUGUGCGUGUAGUCAUGUAUGUUUUCAUUAUAUUUCAUCCGUGCGUCCUGGGAAACGACACAUAUCUACUAAUGUAAAACGCCUCUAAAGAUGUGCAGAUAAAUGUUGAGUGCACCUGUAUCAUGUGGAUAAUUUACCUGAUAAAGCAUGCUUUUGAGUCUCA
Molecule: messenger RNA, 1043 nt
Organism: Nothobranchius furzeri (turquoise killifish)
Lineage: Eukaryota; Metazoa; Chordata; Actinopteri; Cyprinodontiformes; Nothobranchiidae
Gene: bloc1s2
Product: biogenesis of lysosomal organelles complex-1, subunit 2
Biological process (GO): lysosome localization; endosomal transport
Cellular component (GO): BLOC-1 complex; gamma-tubulin complex; BORC complex
Molecular function (GO): gamma-tubulin binding
Source: RefSeq, a predicted model, not a curated record